AUGGAUACAGCGUAUAAUUCAGUCUGGGUCUAUGAGUACCUCGAAAAGCUCACGCAGUGCAGCGGCCUCAAAGCCCACCAUACUGAGAUCCAAGAGCUCCACCGCGCGUUUCGCGAGGUAGUCUAUGACCGUCGUUAUUAUCUGGUUGCCCAGCGGAUGGAUCGUGCCAACGAGAAUCGCGGACUGAGUGGGCAUUACGAACUGCUUCGAUCUUCCGCGCUACAACUUAUCCACCUCGGGGAGCAACUGGAGGCUCUUGGAGCUUCUACAUCUGCCUCAGACGAGACGGUCGAGCGGACUGAUAGCGCGUCUGUGGAGAAAACCCGGGCCGAGAUCAACAACCAGAUCCGCAGAGGGAUCGUGAUAGCGUGGGCGGGGCUCGAAGACCUGAACGGACUCAUCACGGACGAACUCGAAGGCGACAAGGCGCGCAAGCCCUUCUGGCAACAGAUCGCGGAUAAGCGGUUCAGCCCGGCGGAUUACCGGGAGUUUGAAAAGCAGCUGGAGGACUGGAUCGCAGGACGGCAACCGGAGCAUGAGGAUGUUCAAGGCCAUGGAUUUCAGCUGACCGAGACACAGAAACGACUGAUCCGGCUCAAUGUUCAGCGUCGACACUAUCUCGUCGCGCUACAGCAGAACUCGUCGGGCGUGUACACCGUUGACCAGUUCCUGGCGGCGCGAGAGCAGGGCGUGAGUUUCCCGGCUCCGCCGAACGCGGAUGUCGUUAUCAACGGCUCCUGGGAGCGCACGUUGGCCCCGGCAGAUGAGUUGGCGGCGCCGGGGACCUUCCGAUGUCCAUGCUGUCUCGAACUGCUCUCGGAUACGCUGCUCAGUGACGAAGGCUCCUGGAGGAGUCACAUCUAUGAGGACCUCCAGCAUCUCACCUGUCUAGUCCCUGGAUGCAACGUCCAGGAGGCCGAGGGCUUUAUCACGGCACACGGGUGGGUGGAGCACCUGACAACAGGGCGAAGGAUUAACGAGGAGUAUGAUAGAUUUGAAGCGCUCGAGCGGGGCGAGAAAAAUCCUCAGGCUGUUGCGAAGGAGCCCAAGACGCCCCAUGUCGAUAUCGAGGUUUGUCCCAUCUGUCAGUGGCGGCCCGCAGAGGAAUGCCCCGAUCCAGCCGCGAUGUUCACUCAUCUGAAGUCGGAGCUGCUAUACUUUGCGCUGCUAUCGUUCCCGUGGGCUUUGAAGCCACCAUAUAAUCUGUUGGCGAAGGGCGCUUUCGAAUCGUGGCUGGAGCAUCAGAAAGGUCUUGAGGGAUUGAAUCGGGAAUCUGAUGAGCCGAGUAAUGGUCUUCCAGGCGUUGGUCCCGUCGAGACGCAGAGCUAAUGUGUCUAUUAACUUUGUUCUAGGGAGCCCAGUUC
Molecule: messenger RNA, 1364 nt
Organism: Aspergillus homomorphus CBS 101889
Lineage: Eukaryota; Fungi; Ascomycota; Eurotiomycetes; Eurotiales; Aspergillaceae
Exons: 1
Coding region: 1-1329 (442 amino acids)
Source: RefSeq, a predicted model, not a curated record